UGUGCGUGCUACAAUCUACGGGUGCAAGUGUAUGGGUGCAAUUGUUCGUGAGUGCAAAUGUUCGUGGAUGCAGGUGCAAUUGUCUUGGGUGCAAAUGUUUGUUCCACCCUCGCUAUUACAAUCACUCCCUAGGACCCGAUUGCGCACACAGGUCCGUCAUUCCCCUACGAGGAGUCAUAGCAAAGGUGCUUUGAUAUAUGACAACGAGUUCGAUAGUGCAGACUCUACUGCGGACUGGGUCAUUGAAGUAACUGGAAAUCCCCAUAACAACGAACUCCAGUAUUAUACAGCACGAGAACAAAACAUUUACGUUGAAAAUGGAAAUUUGGUUAUAAAGCCCAUAAAAGAAAUGUAUCAGGGAAGAAAAUACACUUCUGGGAGACUCCACUCACAAUUUGCAAUGAAGUAUGGGCGUGUUCAGGUUCGUGCAAAACUACCUAAUGGAAAUGGAUUGUGGCCUGCUAUUUGGAUGAUGCCUCGUGACAACGUAUUUGGAACAUGGCCUAAGAGUGGCGAGAUCGAUAUUUGUGAAGCUAGAGGCGACAGCAUGGCUGAGAUCCAGAGUACAAUUCAUUUUGGAGAUCUUCCAUGUUGUGAUUACCAUUACUAUGAGAACAGUGGCGAUCUCGAUAUUGACGGUUCAAUUGACCAAUAUCACGUUUAUCAACUUGAUUGGACACCAACAGAGUUGGUAUACAGCUUGGAUGGCAAGCCUUAUCAUAUGCACAAUCUUGACAGACAAGUAGGAUGGAUGUACGGAAAUAAAGGUGAUCCUUUCAAUCAAUACUUUUACAUAAUUCUUAAUGUUGCUGUUGGGGGACAUUACGUUACGGAUCCAACGCCAACCACUACCUGGAAUUAUCCGGAUGCUGAAAUGAAGGUCGACUACGUACGAGCUUAUCCACUAGAGGACAUAUCGACAUUCAAAUGUGGUGUCAAGCCUACAGCGUCUUACGGCGAUAUAUGUGGAAACGUGGAAUGGGCUUGUUAUAAUCAAUUGAAUGCUGAUGUAAGUGCUCAAUGUACUUCCGAACUAUUGAAUUGCUGCGCGACAGGAAGCUGUGAAAUUACUAGAGUACAAACGUUGGCAACCGAAGUAUUCGCUGCAUACGACGAUCAAAUAAACGAUGGAGAUUCAUGCAACUUCGGCGGUACGGCUAUGCGCAAAUACGUGUUACAUGAUGGUUAUGCACCAAAUCCCGAAUGCCGUAUCAAAGACGACGCAAACAAUGCUGACAUUUGCGGCAGUAUGUUAUGGGCAUGCAGCAGUGACAACACCUACGCAAAUGUCGAUCCAGAGUGUAGUGAUGCUGCCGAUGUUCAAGCUUGCUGCAAUGUUGAUCCAUACUCAUGUGAUAACAAUCGCUUGAGGCAAGGUGCAUGGGCUGUUUUUGCAGCAUACUAUAAUGCAAUACCCUCAGCAUCGAGUUGUGAUUUUGGCGGCGUCUGCUACCUUGAUGCAAUUCAGGAACCUAUUCACGCAAUCGACGGUUAUGGUGCAUAAGCAUUGCGUACUUUGAAACCUCCAUGUUUUGGGGAAAUAAAUCAACAAAAUCAAAACCUUG
This is a messenger RNA of Styela clava, 1565 nucleotides long. The record is from RefSeq and is a predicted model, not a curated record. NCBI's taxonomy places the organism in Eukaryota, Metazoa, Chordata, Ascidiacea, Stolidobranchia, Styelidae.